Molecule: messenger RNA, 1140 nt
Organism: Aspergillus aculeatus ATCC 16872
Lineage: Eukaryota; Fungi; Ascomycota; Eurotiomycetes; Eurotiales; Aspergillaceae
Product: glutathione S-transferase
Exons: 3
Coding region: 216-1124 (302 amino acids)
Source: RefSeq, a predicted model, not a curated record
GAAGGAUCUCCGACAGGACCAAUCCAGUCUAGCCCAAGGCGAGCUGAUGACAGCAGGAAGUCAAGCUUACUCGGCGAAAACACCAUAAACUACAGUCCCUUUCCCCUCUUCUUUCCUCCCUCCAGGCUUCUGCAAUUCAUUCAAAGUUAGACCAUCCAACCACCUCAAACCCAAACCCCAAACCCCAGACCCCAAACCCCAUCCGCUCAAACACAAUGUCCGCCAACCGCGGCGCCAAGAUCAUCCUCCACUCCCUCGAACGCUCCCGCUCCCAACGCAUACUCUGGCUCCUUGAAGAACUGCGCCUCGCCUACGACAUCCAACCGUACAAACGCGACGCCACGCAGCGCGCCCCGGCCUCCCUGAAGCACCUGCACCCGCUCGGCAAAGCCCCCGUGCUCAGCAUCGCGCCGCCGCCCGCGUCAGCCCACCACCACCACCACCACCACCAACAACAACAACCACCCUCGCUAAUCCUCGCCGAAUCCGCCGCCAUCAUCGAGUAUCUGGUUGAUCAUUUCCUACACCCACCGGCUACGGGUGCGGAGCACCCUCCCACCAAACUGACUCUCCCACCGCGCUGGACCGCCGGCCGCGAGAACCAACCCGGCGGGGAGACGGCGGCGUGGCUGCGCUACCGGUAUCUGAUGCAUUAUGCGGAGGGGAGUUUGAUGCCGUUGGUUGUGAUGCGGAUUUUGAUGGAUGUGGUCAAAACCGCCCCCGCGCCGUUCUUCGUCAAACCCGUGCUCGGGAUCGUGCCGGGCAUCGUGAAUAAGGAGUAUACGCGGCCGAACCUGGAGACGCAUUUUGGGUUUUUGGAGGCGCAGUUGGAGAGGAUCGCGGGGGAGGGGGCUGCGGCUGGUGGUGGUGGUGGUGGUGGUGCUGCUGCUGCUGCUGCUGCUGCUGCUGCCCCUGCCCCUGCCUACCUCGCCGGUACGCAGUUCACACCAGCAGAUAUCCUCAUGAGUUAUCCGUUGGUGAUUGCGGAGGAGAUCAAGGCGAUCGAUCCGGACCGGUUUCCGCGGUUGCGGGGGUAUGUCAAGGGUUUGAGGGGGAUGGAGGGGUAUCGGAGGGCUGUGCAGGUUUUGGAAGAGGUGGAGGGGCAGGAGUAUAGGCCUUUUUGAUGCGGUUAUGUGGAUG